Molecule: messenger RNA, 1019 nt
Organism: Toxorhynchites rutilus septentrionalis
Lineage: Eukaryota; Metazoa; Arthropoda; Insecta; Diptera; Culicidae
Product: putative OPA3-like protein CG13603
Exons: 3
Coding region: 163-888 (241 amino acids)
Biological process (GO): regulation of lipid metabolic process
Cellular component (GO): mitochondrion
Source: RefSeq, a predicted model, not a curated record
UGUUAUCGUGAUGUGUCAAAUUUAGCUAAACAAGAAGAUGUUGCAUAAAUAAAAGUGCAGUAUAUAGUUAAGAGAUAUUUGAAAACGUGACGAGGAAAAGCCGAACCAAUAUUCCUCAUUUUAAUUAUUAUCUCUAGCGAAAAUCUUGGAACCCGCACUAAAAUGGUUGUGGGAGCAUUUCCUGCCGCCAAACUGGGCGUGCUUGCAAUGAAACAAAUCUCUAAACCGAUUGCCAAUUUGUUGAAGGAGCGGGCAAAGAAUAGUCCAUUUUUCCGCAAAUAUGUAUGCAUGCCGCCGGCACAGUUUUAUAAUUGGGUAGAGGUCAAAACUAAGAUGUGGGCCAUGAAUCUAGGCAAACCAACUAACGUUCCUGUUUUGAACGAAGCAAUGGCUAUUGACCUGGGAGCUAAUUUAUUAGGCGAAAUCAUUAUCUUUACUAUUGGUGCUGGACUAUUGUUAUUAGAAUAUCAAAGGCAAGUGCGGAAAGAAUCAAUGAAAGAAGAAAUGGCAAUUCAGGAAAAAUUAGAACUGCAAGCUACCAUCAAUGAAUUGAUUUUCCAAGCACAAAGACAAGAUACUCAAAUUCGAGAAAUGGCAAGGGUUGUGGCCGAUUUAGAAUCCAAAUCAUCUUGGGCUCCAAAAAUACUCACCGAUUUGACAAGCAAAAAGAAGUCCAGCGAACAGCCGCUCUAUAUUCCAGACACGCCGAAGCCUGUGACAGAUAAUGCAUCAGCAGCCGGUAACAUCAGCCUGUUAAGUAAAGCAUUGAACGUAAUCGAAAAUGAAGUAUUUUAUAGAGACAGCAAACAAGACGACAGUAAACCUGAAAAUGAAAGGUCAAGCAUCGUCACGAGAGCUUUAGAAUACUUAUUGGAUGAUGCUUUGUAACGGUAGCAUAAUUACAUAUUACUUGUUUGAAUUAAGUUACAUGUUUUGUACAUAGUGAUUACCUAUGAACCUGGCGUUUGUUGGAAUAUCAAGUAAAAUGUUACAUUUUUGAAAAGAUGUGAUCCGAAAAA